UUAGAUUCAGCCAGAAUCUUUCACAUGUAUGGUAUCAGAACCUCAUUUCACUUCCUUCACGUCUUCAACCAUGGGAGCUAAAUCAUAACAAACUAGUCAAAUUUUUGUGAAUAAAAACGAAACCCUAAUUUUUGGUUCUCAAUCUCUCUUUGGUCGUGCGAUUUGAGCUCCAACUCUUGAGGAAAAGAUGAGCAAUCUGAGGACAAUCUGUAGGCCACACGCGGCCUUCUUCUCCUCCUUGGUGUGUUGCAGGCAGCGAGCUCGAGCUAGGGCUUCAUUUCGAAACCCUAACUACAAGCCUCGCUUCUCCUCGCCGUCUUCGUUCGCUCCCUGGUUCGAGUCCUUGGGUUCGAAUGGGACUGAGCCGUGGUUCCGUGGGAGCCAGAGGAGGACACUGGUUCGGGCGUCCAAAUGGUCCGAUCAGAAAUCCCCCUACGACACUCUUGAGUUAGAAGGAGAUGCUGAUGAAGAGCAGAUAAAGUUUGCUUACAGACGCUUGGCCAAAUUCUAUCAUCCAGAUGUGUAUGACGGUAGAGGGACUCUUGAGGAAGGGGAAACGGCUGAAACUAGGUUUAUUAAGAUUCAAGCUGCUUAUGAAUUGCUCAUAGAUGAGGAGAAGCGGAGGAACUAUGAUAUGGACAACCGAGUCAACCCAAUGAAAGCAUCUCAAGCAUGGAUGGAGUGGCUUAUGAAAAAGAGAAAAGCUUUUGAUCAGCGGGGUGAUAUGGCCAUUCAAGCGUGGGCUGAGCAGCAGCAACGUGAGCUGAAUCUCCGUGCUCGUCGUCUUUCGCGUUCAAAGGUUGAUCCUGAAGAAGAAAGGAGAAUCCUCGCUAAAGAAAAAAAGGCAUCCCAGGAGUAUUACUCCAACACCCUUAGGCGGCAUACACUUGUCUUGAAGAAAAGGGACUUGAUGCGAAAGAAAGCAGAGGAAGAGAAGAAAAAGGUUAUCAGUCGGCUUUUAGCUGCCGAGGGCCUUGAGCUUGACGCAGACGGUGAUGACGAGGCACUGUAGGCAAUUUGCAUCUUACUACAGAAUACAUUCUGGAAUAUUUGUUGGUGAUACAUAUAUUUAUUGUACAAGAAAAAAAAAAGUUGUAUAUAUUAUUCCUUCCAUAGUUGAAAAGAAAUGAACAGAGAUGAUCGUUACACAUUUAA
This is a messenger RNA of Corylus avellana, 1155 nucleotides long. RefSeq names its product Chaperone DnaJ-domain superfamily protein. Lineage: Eukaryota; Viridiplantae; Streptophyta; Magnoliopsida; Fagales; Betulaceae. The record is from RefSeq and is a predicted model, not a curated record.